UAGUUUGGUAACUUGGUAUAUGGAAUUGGAAAGCAUCUGUCUGUUUUCUGUUAGAAACUACAUCGGAAUCGCAAUUCGCAAACCCUUGCCGUCGAACAACAUUCGAUUCGCUUCGCUUCAGUGUGCAUUGCCAUUCUGUAAUACACUGCCUGAGGUUGAACCUUAUUUGGCUUCAUGGCGAGGAUUAAACCUCAAGCUCUGUUACAGCAAAGCAAAAAGAAGAAAGCACCCAGAAGCAUCAGUAUUCCCACAAUUGCAUUGUAUAGUGUAGUUACUGUGGUUAUGGUGUUUUUCCUGUUUGCCACGUACAGACACUGGUCUCAAAGGUCAAUAAUGCAGACAGAAGAAGGAUCAACUUUUCAGGUUGAAGAUGAAUUUUCAGAUACAAAGAAAUCUGACGUUCCUAGAUAUGCCAUUUUCAACACCUCUAAAGGUCUGAUCACGGUGGAACUUUACAAGGAAGGUUCGCCUGAAGUUGUUGAUGAAUUUAUUGAUGCCUGUCAGAAGGCACACUUUAAAGGGAUGCUAUUUCAACGUGUGGUGAAACAUUUUGUAAUCCAAGGAGGCAACUCUGAAAAUCACGCAGUUAUAGAGGACUGGACUUCUAGAGAGAAGCACUACAAUCAGCUUGAGAAAAGACUAAAGCAUGAAGCCUUUAUGCUUGGUACGUCCAAUAUGAAACAUGACAAAGAAGGAUUUGAUAUUUUCAUUACAACGGCACCAAUACCAGAUCUAAAUGCGAAACUUAAUGUGUUUGGACGCGUUAUUAGAGGAGAAGAUAUUGUUCAGGAAAUUGAGGAGGUGGAUACAGAUGAACAUUACAGACCUAAAUCUCGAAUUGGGAUCAUUGAUGUGACACUGAAACAGAAGAUAUAAGGUUGAAUUAAUUUUUUUGGAGGAUGGUGGCAUCAUAUAUUGUUUUGUGUAUGUGUUUGUUAAUGUUCUGCUGCUGCUACGUAGAAGAUGUGAAAGAAGACUUGGUGGGUUGUUCUUAAUUAGAGUUUUAGGUCAUACAAUAACCUUAUUAAUGUUUACUUUUGUCAUGAAAUUCAUCAAUCAGGUUUUGAUGCUCCCGUUUUCUACCUCUAAUUAAGAUCAAAUAUGUGCUAGUUCCAUGC
Messenger RNA from Cynara cardunculus var. scolymus (artichoke), 1118 nucleotides. RefSeq names its product peptidyl-prolyl cis-trans isomerase CYP21-4. The transcript is spliced from 8 exons. The record is from RefSeq and is a predicted model, not a curated record. Gene Ontology annotation, molecular function: peptidyl-prolyl cis-trans isomerase activity. Gene Ontology annotation, biological process: protein peptidyl-prolyl isomerization. NCBI's taxonomy places the organism in Eukaryota, Viridiplantae, Streptophyta, Magnoliopsida, Asterales, Asteraceae. The coding region runs from base 175 to 876 and encodes 233 amino acids.